AUGAAUCUACAUGCACGAAAGCUGGAGCGAAAUAGGGAAGAAGUGCGGAAACUAUCGCUAAAUGGUGGGAACCGGUUCUGCAUGGACUGUGGGAUGCGAGGUCCACUGUAUGUCGUUAUCAACUUCCGCAUUUUUGUCUGCACCACCUGCGCUGCCCUCCACCGCUCGCUGCAGCACAAAGUGAAGGGCAUCUCCAUGACGGAGUUCACCGACGGGGAGGUGAUCGGCCUGCGCCUCGGCGGCAACGACAGAGCCGCGAAGAUUUGGCUGCACAACUACAAGCGGAAUAAACCGCCCAGCGGCAACGUGGCGGCAAUCAAGGAUUUCAUCAUUAACGUCUUUGAUGACCGGGCGUAUUUGAACCGAGAGGAGUUGGCUCAAUUUCAGAGUGAACUCAAAACAGCAAUAAACACCAAUUCGGAUCUCCCAUCCCACACAACACUGCCGCCACCACAGCGGUCGGUCUCUCAACAAGAGAAGGCAACAGCAACACCGCCACAGUCGUCCAUACGAGUGGGAGAGACACCAAAAAAGACACCAACAAAAAGACAAACGCAAACACCAGAGUCUCCAAGUUUGAAAAAACAAGAUGUUCAUUCUGUGCCAGAUUCACAGAUAGAUUUCUUUACCCAAUCUACUACACCACAAGAGCCACAACAUACUACCCUCAAUACAUCCAAUGAUAACGCAAAUGAUGAUUUAUUUGGUGAUUUUUUCACGGCUGCGGCACCUCCUACUAGUUCCACUCAACCAGUUCCCAGUGCUCAAGAGACAGUGGCGGAUUUGUUCGCCUCUGCUCCACCCACACAAGUACAGAAUAAUGUAAUGUACCCGGCUGCACCACCAGGAACGAAUGUAAUGUACACUGUGCCGUCAGCUCCACAAAUGUAUCCUCCCGGGACGAAUCCAUAUCCAACGAUGAUGAUGCCAACUCAACCUGGUAUGCAAAAUUAUAUGGGUAUGAACCAGGGGGGAUAUGGCUAUAUGCCAGGUGUUGUUUACCCUAAUCAACCACCAGUACAACCACAACCUCUACAGCAGCAGCAGCAGCAGCAGCAAUAUUUUUAUCAACAACAACAACAACAACAGCAGCAAUUUGUUCACCCUAUGGCUGUUCCCACAGCCCCAUCUGUUUUUAACAAGGGACCGGGUGUUCAUGAUCAACAGUCUUUUGUAGGUGGUGUGCCACCACCUACUACGAAUAACACAAACUUUUUUCAAACAGUUCCCACUGCUAUGUGGGAAAACCCAACUGCAGCUGCACAGCCAACGACAGAGAUAAAAGGAAAAAGGGACGAACAAGAUAGUAAUGUAUUCGCCUCCCUAAACCCAUUUGGUAGUGCUCAGUGA
This is a messenger RNA of Trypanosoma theileri, 1350 nucleotides long. RefSeq names its product ADP-ribosylation factor GTPase activating protein. Gene Ontology annotation, molecular function: GTPase activator activity. Lineage: Eukaryota; Euglenozoa; Kinetoplastea; Trypanosomatida; Trypanosomatidae. The transcript has a single exon. The coding region runs from base 1 to 1350 and encodes 449 amino acids. The record is from RefSeq and is a predicted model, not a curated record.